Messenger RNA from Seminavis robusta, 1949 nucleotides. NCBI's taxonomy places the organism in Eukaryota, Bacillariophyta, Bacillariophyceae, Naviculales, Naviculaceae. The record is from the annotation of a GenBank genome assembly.
AGUUGAUCACGGCAACCAUAACACCAUGCACAGUGAAUCAACCGGAUAGAUCCUGGACCUGACCGACAUAGAUAGAGAGAUCGAUUUGUUGUUGUUGCUAUUUGUAUAUAGACUAGAUAUACGGUACCAUGCCAGCCCCGACUACGCGUUUCCUGUUGGGCCGACGAGGUCGUCACUUGUAUCCUCUGCGAACAGCUGCUGGUAUGCUGUCGUCUUCUGCGUCGGAUUCCAAGAGCAGCAAUACGAAUGCCUCUUCUUCCAGCAGCACACCUACGACGGUGACCCAAGUGGGUCGUCACAGCAUUCCUCCGAAACAAAGCAAGAGUUGGGGUUGCAAGCUCAAACGUGGUGGAAACAACGGUGGCAUGAUGUCUCCAACAUAUGCCUAUGGAUUUCCACCGGCAGCCCACGCCACGGUUGGCAGCGGUCGAUGGGCGUUUUCUCCGAUUGUGGCAGUGACAUUGAUUCUAUUGAGUGUUUGUUUUGUGGGAGCUUACUGUUUGGUACUGCGGAUUGAUGAGACCAUUCAGGAAUCUGUCAGUGGAGCAACCAGCACAAGCACAACUACAACUACAACUACUAGUAACUCGGACAGUAUUCUCUCCAUUGCCACAAAAACUGACGAUCGAAUGGCCACAUCCAUUCCUCCCAAUUUCCAUGCCACGACUACCACUACUACUACUACGAGUACUAUUGCCACUCGCAUGGAAAAAGCAGUACCACCACCACCACAAUCCUCCUCAGACGAGACCUUCAUGGUACCGCUGUAUCUGAAUGUGACAGUCUUUCAAAUUCCCUGCGACGAAUUGACGGUGCAAGUAGUACAAGCGGACCAUUCGGAAGGAGAAUCACCGAAAACUGCCACGGAUCGAUUGGUCUUUAAAACCGUCAUGGUCGACGAAGAGGAAUUACAGUCGGCUCGAAUUGCACGUGGGCUUGUCAGUAGUAGUAGUAGUACCAAAAAGAGAGACGACAACAACAAUGCGACAACGACACGAGAAUCACUCUCUCAGCAAGACGUCCUACUUCCCGUGCAACGAAAAUUAGAAGAGGACGAGGAAACAGAGCAAGCACAACACACAAAUCAACAACAAGAAGAAGAACAAAUGUCGUCCUCAUCAUCAUCAUCCCACAAUCACCACCACCAUCCCACACAGGGCUGUCAAAUCAAAGGACACCUCCAAUUACCAAUAGGAAAUGCCCAACGACCCGCCAUUGUUUCCGUCAAGGCACUCUAUCCACAACAACAACAACCACACGAUAUCAACUUGUCUCAUCGAGUCGACAUGCUCAAGCUAGGGUCUUCCAGGAAAAAAUUUCCAAUGGAAGAAACCAUGGUCAUGGGUAAAAAGUUCCAGCCACGCACAUAUACCGAUCGAAAAGAAAAUGACAAUGACCAACAACAACAACAGCGAGAACUUCUGGUCGUCCAUCGAUAUCAAGUAUUCAACAAUUUUCGGCUCCGAGAACUGGUGCCUCCAGUGACAAAAAAGUCGCAACCUACAAAAGCCUCGGAAAUUCAAAUCGUAUUUGUACCACCCUCCUCGAAGAAUUAUUAACUAAUUAUUGAUGAAUGAAUGAAUGAAUGAAACAACAAAGCGCAACAAAAAGACAAAAAAGUCUCACAAUACCCGUUCUUCACAACAACAACAACAAUAACCUGGACGCACUGAACAUGCAGUGCCAAAACCCAAAACCCCUUGACAGGAAUGCAUCGAAACUGAACGAAUGAACGAACCGGAUGCUGAUUGGCCAUCCCAAUCCAAUGUGCAAGACACUUGUAAGAAGCAACAACAACAACAACAAGUGCUUGCAGUGCCCUUGGACUUCUUUGUUUGUUCGGAAAGGACUGUACAGUAGCUGAUUCUAUUUACCUUUGUAUACCUUACACUUACACUUCUAACAAAACUGACACACUGGAAUACGUCGAUUGCGCCAUGGACUUGCCU